Molecule: messenger RNA, 6326 nt
Organism: Micropterus dolomieu (smallmouth bass)
Lineage: Eukaryota; Metazoa; Chordata; Actinopteri; Centrarchiformes; Centrarchidae
Gene: khnyn
Product: KH and NYN domain containing
Exons: 9
Coding region: 275-3295 (1006 amino acids)
Cellular component (GO): cytoplasmic ribonucleoprotein granule; nucleus
Molecular function (GO): RNA endonuclease activity; mRNA binding
Source: RefSeq, a predicted model, not a curated record
CCGGUGAUCUGAUGUCCUUACGCAGCGCAGACUUCCUCAUCCGCCCCAGCAACAACAGGGACGGUUUUGUUAGCAGCCGAUUGUCGAUAAUUUUGCGACACAGCGGCGAGUGUUGAACUUUGGGCUGAUACAUGAUACAUUUUUAUGAUUGCGGAAGCCUGAAGCGAGCCGCGCUGCCUCCCUGUCGCAGGCUGCUGGAAACGAAACUUUGAAAAGGCGCAGGGCGAUCGACCUCACUAUGUUCAACUCUUUGACACCGAUUUAAGAACAAGGGAUGGACGGUGAGAGAAAUGAUGGAGGCGGAGGAGGAGAACUGGAAGUGGAGGAUGAGUUUGCGUGUGCUGGGAUGCUGCGGGGAUCUCUGGCCUCCCUGCACAGCACAGUGGAGCGGAUUUUCAGGGUGACAUUUAGGAUCGGGGCAGAUGAUUCGUCUCAAGGCAACAACGGACAGAUAUGGCUGAAACUACAAGGGAAGAGCAGCAAUGUGAAAGCUGCCAAAUUAUUUGUGAAAGGAGUUGUGAACCAGGAAGAGCAGCAGGAGGUGUCCUAUCCCGGGGUUCUUCACUGUGUCUUCAGUGGAGCCAGAGGGCUGUUCAUGGACUGCCUGAUAAAAAGCACCUCAGCACAUAUAGUGGUUGGCUCCACAGGAUGCCUGCUUAUAUCAGGUCUUGAAGAGCCAGUGGUGCGAGCCUACUCCCUUAUUACAGAUCUGGUGGAGAGGUAUGAGGGCACACAGUCCAGACGCUUUGAGACUGGUGACAGAGGCUCGGGCGAGUCUCUGGAUUCACGCCGGGCCUUCAAAACUCUGGUGGAGCAAUGGGAUGACAGGCACAUCCUGGAUCUUCUAGUGCUACCGUGGUCAGUGAAGGAAAUCCUGCUGGAUUUGGUCAAAGAAUCUGGGCUUGGAUCAAGCCCCAUCCCAGCACUGACAGAAGGAAAUGCAGGGGCAAGACCACAUGAGGAUCUGGAGGGUAGAUGGGACAGCACUACUGAUCGGUGGGUUGAAGGGAUGACUGCAGGUUCUGGGAAAGAUUCUGCAGCCAAGAACUCUUUCUUUCAGUCUUUGUCCACAUCUGCAGGCGCCCGAGGGGGGGCAGAGGGUGCUGAGGAAAGACUUGCGCAUUCUCCACAGGAGGUGGGAGAAGAGGGGCAGCUGGAGGCAGUGGCAACGUUAGGUACCACGGUGAAAGAGGGACUAGGGGAUGAGGAAGAACAGGAGAUGCAAUUGUCAGUGGGAAACAAGGAGUUCCUUCUUUUGAAGUUUUUCACAGCAAUGGGUUAUACAGACGACGUUGUGAAACGAGUCCUUGCCCGAACGGGACCUAAAGAGGCCUCGCAGAUACUGGACUUGGUUCAACAGGAGCAGGAUCGCAGUGACCGGGAGCAGACAAUUCAGCGUCCAGGCCAGAAAAAUCAAGACGGUGCUGCCUUGAAUCAAAGUGUGAGGAACCGACCUUGUGAGACUGAGCACAGAGAAAAUGACGAAAUGGCAGCAGGAGGAGAUAAGGUGGUCAGAAGUAAUGGAGAGGUGGGAGAAGUUUGUGAGGGAGAAGAGAAUGGAGCAACAGGAGGCACGAGACACUUUCAAGGAGAGGGUAGUGCCGAGGAAAAGGAGGAAGGACACGAGGAAGACUUUGUUUUGGGAGUGUUGAAGAAAGCUGCGGCCAGCUGUGGGUACAAGGAGCAGAAAGUGGCAAAAGUCUACAACAUGUUGCCUGAACACUCCACCCACCAGCUGCUCCUGGAGCUGCAGAGAGAAGGGAUUAAAGAGACGGACGCCUUUAGGGAGGGGCCGAGGGAGAUGGAUGAUGUGGUGCUGGAGCAAGAGGGACCGAAAGUUGGACCAGCAGAGAACAAAGGUAGAGGAGAAAUUGAGCUUUUUAUACCUGCAAAAAAGACCGAAUCUGACGAUGAAGGAUGGGUAAAAGUGCCAAAUCUAACUGUAUCUGUUGCAGAGCCAGAUUUGUUUCCUUGGAUUGAAAAGCCCCAGCAGCCUCCCACGGGUCAGUACACCUCACAACCUAAGCGACACCAGCCUUACAAGUCACAAACUCCACACCAAAUUAUCCUUCCUGAAGUCAAAGGGCCACCCAUGUCUACUUAUUCCUCAUCUCAUCCUCCACACGCAGAUUUCCAAACCAACAUACAACAUGGCCAAACCUACUGGCAUAAUCCAUCCACCUCAAAACAAAAUCAUACAACCCAAGACAACGUCUUAAACCCAAAGCCCCAGUCUUCAAACUCCUUAAAACGAGCACUCCAAGCCCCUCCACCCCCCAUCUUCACAAGAAACGACUCGUCUCCCACCCGAACGAGGGAAAGACGGGCCUUCAUGGCCCCUUCUUCAGUGGUAGUGACGGGGGAGCAGCGUUUCCUGGAAAGCUUGCAGACGCCCUUUGACCUUCAGCUAACAGAUGAGCCUGGAGACCCGAAACUGAGGACGAUCAUCAUUGACGGGAGCAACGUGGCCAUGAGUCACGGGUUGGGACAUUUCUUCUCCUGUCGAGGAAUCGCUCUGGCCGUCCAGCACUUUUGGGACCGAGGCCAUCGUCACAUCAGCGCCCUACUGCCCCAGUGGAGACAGAAGAUCGACCCCAGGAUCAAAGAGCAGCACUAUCUAGGUGAGCUGCAGAAGCUGGGCCUGGUCUCCUACACCCCCUCCAGGGAGGUCCAGGGCAAGAGGAUCAGCUCGUACGACGAUAGACUUAUGCUGCAGCUUGCACAAAAGACAGAUGGAGUGAUCGUGACUAACGACAACCUGAGAGACCUUUCAGAUGAGUCCCCUGUAUGGAGGGACAUCAUCAAGAAGAGACUUCUUCAGUACACGUUUGUUGGGGAUCACUUCAUGGUGCCGGAUGACCCUCUUGGCAGAGGAGGGCCUCACCUGGAUGACUUCCUACGCUCAGAGCAUAGGACUCCUGACCCUGGAAACCACUCUUUUGCCGGUGUAGCCACCACGUUUCAUUCCUCCAAACCUCCACGCUCCCAAACGGAAGUCCUGAACUUCCGCGACCGAACACUGGGUGGAGCUCUGGAUGCGGCAGGUGGAAGGGGCCGGGGUAGAGGGAGAGGACAUGGAAAGGGAUGGGACCAGCACAGGCAGCUUGAAGCUUCAGGUCCUGGACUUGUGUCCAGCGCAGACAGGAGUCCAGAGGAAACAAACAGCCUAAGAGAGCAGCUCUGUCAGGUUUUUCUGGAUCAGGACAACAUGGUGGCGCUGGUUCUGCAGUGCCACCCGGCAGAGACGGACAUCAAUGUGCUGUCUGAUCUGAUCUUGGAGCAGCAGAAAGACUAGAUAUUUUGUCUUCGCGUUUUCCUUGGGUUGAAUCAAACUUACCUUACAUUGAAUUUUUCCCUGGUUUACGUGCUGUAGACCAAAGCAACUACAACAAAUCACACUGACCAAACACUGAUCUGCAUUAGCAAGGACUUUACAAAAAGACCCAAUUAUCAGAUGAGUGGUGAAACUUACUGUUGACUGUCCACCCCACACAUAAUUUAACUAUGAUGUUUAGCAUUUUAGGUUCUUUUCUUGUGUAUUCCCUCCCAUGUUUGCUGUUGCUCUCCACUGUCAACUGUCUAAUAAUAUAAAAAAUAUAUAUUUUUAAAGUAAUUUUACAUAAUGGAUUAGAGUUACCCAUACAUAUAGAUAAAAAAAGAUACAUAGUAUGAGUAUGAUUCAGCAGAGCAUCUAAUGACGCUAACCUUGUUCUUUUUUCAGGAAAUUAGAUUUUAGAUUUAUCAAGCAAGGUUGGAUUAUAGUUUUGUCUUCAGUCUAGUUACCGGAACAAGCAUGAAACCGUAAAUCCUGCUUACUUGUUGUUGGAGACUGGAACCAGACCAGCUUUGUCAAACUUUCCAUCAAGGCUAUUUGACCACUUUUCAAAUCAAAGUUAUCCAAAGCCAUCUUGACUCCUCCUUGACCUUCAGUGGCCUCGGCUCAUCGUCCCCCAUCUACCUCACCUUCCUCUUCUCUGCCUGCAUCCCUCACUUCUCCGUUAGCAUCCCAUGUUGAUCCUAUUCAGGAGAAAGGACCAAAUUGGAAGAUAAAUUAGGCUAGAAAAGACAGGUGGAAAGAGAUUCAAAGAGCUGCUAGCCAUGGUCACUAGGAUCCAUAAGGAGACGGACCAUUUGUUGGGAGAAUAACGCCACAGAAUUAUUCCCUGUAAUAAGACAAUAACAAAUAUAGAUAUAAACAAGCACCUAUAUAGGCACAAAUUGUAAAAUCAUAAUUAUCCACCUUCUUUGUCACUUACAACAAAUGGGAUACUUGCCUCUGUAGGAAUGUUCCCUUCAAUCUUCACAUAAAUAAAGAAAAAAGUCCAAGAUGAUGGACUCAAAGGUGCUGUAGAGUAGAGACAUCCACCAGGUGUUUAGCCAUGAAAUAUCUCAGCAACUAAUGCCACGACAUUUUGUAAAGACAUUCAUGUUCCCCAGGAGAUUAAUCCUAAUGAUCCACGCCAUCAUGACGUUGACAUUUGUGGUUUUGUGUAACAUGUCUUAACAAAAAUUAUGUUGACUUUUCCUCUAGUGCCAUCAUCAUGUCAAGAUUUAACUUUGUCCAGUACUUUGAUUAAUGACCAAAUACCAGCAGGAAUUAUGAAAUUUCACGUGAGUCUCGGCGUAUGGUGAAAAUUACAUGCUAAGCAUCAACAAGCAUUUUCAUUGUGAGCAUGUUUGUAUGGCUGCAGACUCUUGUUUAAUGUCUUUUUACAUGAGGACCAAAGCGUUAUGAUGCCUAUGAACCAUCCUCUUCAGGGUUGGCUCAACGGUUUGAGGUCACGGUUUGAUAUUGGUUGAUUUUCAACCAAUCAGCCAUGUUAAUGAGAUAAUUCAUUCUCCUUGUGUUCUCUUUUACUGCUUGAACAGGGACUCCUCUUUGGGAGAGGGUUAAUAUCUUUGAGAAAAUCCUUUUUAGAACAAGAGCAAUAUUUAAAAUUUUUUUGUUGUUGUUGUCAUUCUGAAUUUAUUGUAACCUGCUAAACUUCCUUAACAGUUUUAUUGCUACCUGUUUGUGUGGAAACUAUUGCAGAAAAUAAGGUGUGAGAUGCACAUGGUUAAUUUUGAGAAUAGUGGUGGAUAAUUGUUGUAGGAGGUGGUUUGGGUAAAAUGUAUACAUUACCAGCUGUGAGUGGAUGGAAAAAUAGUGAAACAAUCGUUAAAGUAUUCUGUACACUCAGUUUUAUAUUUAUAUUUAUACUGCUUUGAGGGUAAGAUCACCAUCGUUCAUCAAUUGUCAGAUAGAACAACAUAAUUUGUCUUGUUUAUUUAUGUGCAUUUUAAGAUUUUGAUGCUGAAUUCUACCUAUGUUUUCUGUAUUAUAAGUGUUUCUUGAUUUAACGGAUGAAAAAAAAAUAAGUUGAAGUUGACUGUUUGUCUUUUAUGUGUUUCUGUGGUACUCUCUGCCUUUAAAUAUAUCUCUAUAUUACUUAUUCCAGUUUUCUCUGUCCUGGAACCAGCGCAAAUCAAGAAAGUUUGACAUACAAGGCAAAACCCACUUAUUUAUAAAACCAUCAUCAUCAGAGUUGAGGGAACUAAAACAGUUUAGUGGUGGAGUUUAUAGGGGUUAUCACCAAGCCUGUUGGCAUUAAUUUGUUGAUUUUUAAGUUUAAAAGACAAAAACGGGGUCAUUAAUUGUUGUCUAGGUUACAUAUAACCAAUGUGUCAGCUACAUUUGAAGCAGGUCCUACAUACAAUAUAAUAUACAUUUAAUAUAAAAUAAACAAAAUGUGUAGACAGUAAAAUGCUUUUGAAACAGCAGUUGCAUGUAAUCUAGAUGAUGCUUACUGGGAAAGAUCUACGUUACAGGGCUAGAAAUAAAGUUAAAAUGUUGAAAUAUACACGCACUACAGCAUAAGACGGGCAGACAGGCUCAGCAGGUUCAAGCUGGACAUGGAUUCAUUAGUAGUAGUUUGAAUACCCAUACACCUAGUUAUAAAAAAUAUCUACUAAAAUAAAUAUCUACUUUAAUAAAAAAUAUAUAUAUAUUAGUAAAUCUAAACUAUAUGUCUUUUCAUGUCCAACGAUUGACAGCCUUGCACCAUCAGAGCGUUUUUAAAUCUUUCUGACUCAUGAAACUUUUUCACAGCAGACAUUUUGACUUGUUAUAUAAAGUGUAGUUUAUAACAUCUGUUACACGUGUGUUGACUGGUCAAAAUAUCCAUGUGUGUGCCGUGUCCAUUCAACUUUAGUUUCAGUCCACAUUUUAGUGGAUGGUAGUCAGAUGUUGUGUUAUUACCAUACACGCCAUGUAUUCAGAAUAUGAAUCUCUUCUUUUCUGUCUCGUGUAAGCAGGCAUUUAACAAUAAAUUUACCUUUGAAUGAAA